Molecule: messenger RNA, 1166 nt
Organism: Clupea harengus (Atlantic herring)
Lineage: Eukaryota; Metazoa; Chordata; Actinopteri; Clupeiformes; Clupeidae
Product: tumor necrosis factor receptor superfamily member 14-like
Exons: 9
Coding region: 128-1090 (320 amino acids)
Biological process (GO): positive regulation of cytokine production involved in immune response; positive regulation of peptidyl-tyrosine phosphorylation; defense response to Gram-negative bacterium
Cellular component (GO): external side of plasma membrane
Molecular function (GO): protein binding
Source: RefSeq, a predicted model, not a curated record
UGUUAGCACUCCAUCUUGUGGACAUACGUGUGUAGUGUAUGGCGUAUUCUAUUCACGAAAGGCAAAACAACACGCUGAAAAGUCCCAUAUAACAAAAUGUAUUUUGCUUAAACGCCACCAAAAUGUGAUGUAUCAAAGCCGCAACUCACAUUCGCUGACAUCACCCAGAACCGUCAUCAGAUACAGGUUCAGAGGCAUUCCUCUAACCAAGCGGCCUAAAACGGUGGUCUGUAUUCGGAAUCUUAAAGGGGGUGUGGGAGUGGAAACGCUGCAUGCCAAGUGGCCACUGGACGGCAAAGAGACUACCUACGAGAGACAUCUUUAUUCUGCUGAGGUGAAGAUUGGUGAGGACAAAAUGUGGAGGUCACUGUCAUCAUUGAUCAUAACGGCUGUGAUUCUUCCUGGUUCCUCUGCCAUACGCAUGGGUUUGUCCUGUGGUCCUGCUGAGUAUGAAGUAAAUCAGGAGUGUUGUCCUACAUGUGCCCCUGGAUAUUCUGUGCGUAAAGACUGUACAGAAUAUACCAGUACAUCAUGUGCUCCGUGCCCCCCAUCUACCUACACUGAUGCUCACAGUGGACUGGGCUCAUGCAUGUUGUGUACAGUUUGUGACUCCAAGGCAGGUCUAAGAGUGAAGAGGGCGUGCAGCUCCACCUCAGACUUACUCUGUGAGCCUCUGGAAGGUCACUACUGUACUGACCAAAUCAAAGAUGGCUGCCGAGGAGCUGUGGAACACACAAAGUGCUCACCAGGGCAGUACAUCAAACAACCAGGUUCAACAUCUUCAGACACUGUGUGUGACAACUGUGGUAAUAGCACAUAUUCAAAUGGAUCAUCGUCAUCCUGUAUACCGCACACACAGUGUCAACCAGGAUAUGAAAUUACAAAAGAAGGAACACUGUCAUCUGAUACUGAGUGUGAAAAAAACAUAUUCAUAACUCAUGUUAUUGUCCUUGUGGUCAUACUGAUAUCUGUUGCAAUAGCAGUAUUUUGCUGGUGGCGAAACCGCAGGAAAAACUGUUUCUCUCAAGGUCACGACGAGAGGACAAGUUCCAGUGAUUAUGCAGUCAGAUUUAGGCCGAUUGCCGAUUAAUCAGACAUCACCUCAGGAAGCUUAGGAGACUCGAACCAUCCAGAAAUGCUGCAUGAGCCACUUACAGAGGAAGAGG